UAUUUGAUUUUUUUUCCCUCUCUGAUAACGCAAAUCCGGGGGCUUUCGGAAGCGGCCGAGCGGACGCCCCAUCCCGCUUCCCACCGGCGCGGCGCCAAAAGAGGCCGGUUUGGGGUAACUCGUCGCGCGUCCCCGGAGGUAAAACAUGCUAAAAUAUCCCGUUUUUUUUUCCCGUUUCCAGACGCUGCGGCGCUGCUACAGCCGCGUGAAGGAGCACGGCGUGGGCAAGCGGAAAAGCAGCUACACCUUCGAGCAGCUGGAGCAAGUGUUCGGCCAGGGCGGCUGGGAUGCGCAGCCCUGCCAGCCCGUCCUCAUCAACAGCUCCGGCCUCUACCAGGAGCUCGAAUCCGACGGCAGCACCAUGGAGGAGUAUUCCCAGGAGGACUGGGGCAACCACAGCCAGGAGCUGCACUGCUACCCGACGGGCGAGCAGGAGCUGGACGAGAUGCCCACCACGAAGCGGACGCUGAAGAUCAAGCAGGAAUCUUCGGAAGACUCGCAGAAGCGGGACUCGAUGCAGAACAUCGUGCGGAUCCUGGAGUCGGUGCAGCUCAAGUGGGAGCUCUUCCAGAGCUGGACGGACUUCUCCCGCCUCCACCUCUCCAACAAACUGGCCAUUUUCGGCAUCGGCUACAACACGCGCUGGAAGGAGGACAUCCGCUACCACUACGCCGAGAUCAGCUCCCAGGUGCCGCUGGGCAAGCGCCUCCGGGAAUAUUUCAACUCGGAGAAGCCGGAGGGCCGCGUCAUCAUGACGCGGGUGCAGAAGAUGAACUGGAAGAACGUCUACUACAAGUUCCUGGAGAUCACCAUCAGCGAGGCGCGCUGCUUGGAGCUGCACAUGGAGAUCGACUGGAUCCCCAUCGCCCACUCCAAGCCGUCCGGCGGCAACGUGGUGCAGUAUUUGCUUCCCGGCGGCAUUCCCAAAAGCCCCGGCUUGUACGCCAUCGGCUACGAGGAGGCUCCCGCCGAAGGCGCUUCCGAGGGGGACGCGGCCGCGCGGCCGCCCGCCGAGGCGCCCCGGAUCGUCUACUGUUAUUUGGGAAUCGCCGAGGGGCGGACGCUGCAGCAGUGCCUCUUCCUGCACUUCCAAGCCAACGGCAAGAGCCUGGGAAAGGAGUGGGGCGGCGUCAACGGCUUCUUGUCGCAGAACUGCCUCGUGGAGCCCGGCGUCUCGCCCCGCUCCGUCUACAUCAAAUUCGUGGAAGUGGAGAGGGAUUUUCUCUCGGCCGGCUCGCUGGUCGAGUGCCUGGAAAAAGCCAUCGGCUACCCCUUGAAGUUCAACAACUGACGGGCUUCCCGGCGGGAGCGCGGCGCCCUUUUCCGGGCGGCAAAGCCGGCGGACUUUGGCGAGGGGGGGGAAAAGAAACCCCCCGCCAACGGGAUGCUCCGAGCCGGCAUCCCGGCGCUUUUCCGUACCGGCUCCUCGGUACAUUCCACAUGGGACAGAACUUUAUUUUGUUUUUUCCCCCCCUUUUU
Messenger RNA from Nothoprocta perdicaria, 1479 nucleotides. RefSeq names its product Myb/SANT DNA binding domain containing 2 (gene MSANTD2). The record is from RefSeq and is a predicted model, not a curated record. The transcript is spliced from 3 exons. NCBI's taxonomy places the organism in Eukaryota, Metazoa, Chordata, Aves, Tinamiformes, Tinamidae. Bases 146 to 1291 code for a protein of 381 amino acids.